AUGGACACAUCCAAUUGGUCCAGUCCCAAUGACUACGAAUUGGACAUGAGUAAAGCCUAUGAUCGGGUUGAAUGGAGAUUCAUUGAAGCUGUAAUGACUAGUAUGGGUUUCGAUCAGGUUUGGAUACAAUGGAUAAUGGGUUGUGUGACAACGGUGACUUACUCUUUUAUUCUCAAUGGUGAGCCACGGGGUCAACUUGUUCCAUCUAGAGGAUUGAGACAAGGAGACUCUAUCUCUCCUUAUCUAUUCCUGUUAUGUUCGGAAGGGUUAUCAAGGAUGUUGACAAAGGCAGAAGAGAGUGAUCAAUUGCAUGGAGUCAAAAUUGCGUCAGAUGCUCCUUCUAUAAACCACCUGUUUUUUGCGGAUGAUUCUUUCAUCUUCAUGAAGGCAGAGGAUGAGGAGUGUGGGAGGCUGAAGGAUAUUUUGAAGUGUUAUGAAGAUGCAUCUGGGCAACAAGUUAACUUCCAGAAGAGUAAGAUUUCUUUUUCGAAGAAUGUCAGUAUGAUUGUUCAAGAAGAGCUUGCAGCUAUGUUCGGGGUAGAAAGGGUUGACAAGCAUGAUAAAUACCUUGGUCUCCCAACUGAAGUUAGCUACUCAAAGACGGAAGCUUUUCAAUAUAUUAUGGAGAAGACUAGAAAUAAGAUGAAAAGCUGGAAGGACAAGACGUUGAGUAUGGCAGGUAAGGAGGUUAUGAUCAAAUCGGUGGUUCAAUCUGUUCCUACCUAUGUGAUGAGUUGUUUUGAGUUGCCAAAACACCUUUGCCAAGAGAUGCACCGUUGUAUGGCAGAAUUUUGGUGGGGUGACUCGGACAACGGAAGGAAGAUUCAUUGGAUUGCAUGGGAUAAGAUGUGUGUACCCAAGGAGGAAGGGGGGUUGGGUUUUAGAAAUAUGGAGUUAUUUAACCAAGCUCUACUCGCAAAACAGGGAUGGAGAAUUUUGAGGUGUCCUGACUCUCUUCUUGCAAGGACCUUGAGAGCUAAGUAUUUUCCCAAUUCUGAUUUCUUGCAUGCUUGUGUCCACCCGGGUGAUUCAUAUACUUGGCGUAGUCUGAUGAAGGGGAAGGAUCUUCUUGUGAAGGGGGUUCGAUAUCAAGUGGGUUCGGGGGAGGCAAUUAACGUAUGGUCUGAUCCUUGGAUACCAAGACCUUAUACUUUCAAGCCCUUUUCUGCGGUGAUGGAGGGGUUGGAAGAUAUGAGGGUUGCUGAUCUGAUUGAUCCGGAGACGAGGGAUUGGAUGGUGGACUGGUUAGAGGAGCUUUUCUUCCCUGAAGAAGUUGAGCUGAUUACUAAAAUCCCUCUUAGCUUGAGGAAUCCAGCUGACAGACUCAUAUGGCACUAUGACAAGCAUGGACUAUAUAAUGUGAAGAGUGGCUAUCAUGUUGCUCGUUGCAUGAGCACUAUGUCAUCUCAAGGGUCUUCUUCUCAUGCAAGUGGAGAUAGCAGUUUGUGGAAAACAAUAUGGGCUGCAAAAGUCCAACCUAAGCGGUUCCAUCCUCGUCGAGCAGUGGGAAGGGACAAUAGGAGGAUGAUGACAAAAUGGGUCUACCCUCCUCGAGGCCGGCUAAAGAUCAAUGUGGAUGGGGCAUUUCGGGGUAAUAAUGAGGCUGGUGGUGUUGGGGUGGUGGUCCGUGAUGAGCAGGGCAGGUUCAAGGGAGCAUGGUCCCGAUCCAUCUCUAAUCUAUGCUCAGCUUACCAUAGUGAAGCAGAGGCCUGCAGAGUGGGCUUGCUGAUGGCUAUUCGCCAGGGUUGGAGACAGGUUGAGUUUGAAAGUGAUUGUUCCACCCUUGUUGAGGCUCUUAACAAUCAAGGGGAGGACAAUUCUGAGGUUGCAUCAGCAACUAGUGGACAUGAAAUUUUGAGGGAGUCUAUAGGAGAUGGAGUAAGUCCAAAUGCAAAUAGUGACCAGCCAUCAUUGGAACAUGAUUCUCCAGUAAUAUCCCCUUCACAAAAUGGAUUUGAAAGGGUUCUCAUGGCAAAAAGAGCAAAGCAAAUGAAAGCAAGUGCAAAGCUCACAAAAUGA
This is a messenger RNA of Rosa rugosa (rugosa rose), 2019 nucleotides long. RefSeq lists its product as uncharacterized. Lineage: Eukaryota; Viridiplantae; Streptophyta; Magnoliopsida; Rosales; Rosaceae. Gene Ontology annotation, molecular function: RNA-DNA hybrid ribonuclease activity; nucleic acid binding. The transcript is spliced from 4 exons. The coding region runs from base 1 to 2019 and encodes 672 amino acids. The record is from RefSeq and is a predicted model, not a curated record.